Molecule: messenger RNA, 6765 nt
Organism: Symbiodinium sp. CCMP2592
Lineage: Eukaryota; Dinophyceae; Suessiales; Symbiodiniaceae
Source: the annotation of a GenBank genome assembly
AUGUCUUGGAACAGACGCCUUGAGUAUGAUUCGGCCGAGGCUGUCAAGUGCAAGAGUUGCAAGCCGACGGAGAGCGAUCCGAUCGACGCUCCCAUUUUGGAGUUCAGAAGCACGGACGCCGCCGAAUCGCAGUUCCCAACCGGCCGCGUAUUUUAUGUGCCAGGCGGCGAUCUGGAUGCUGACUGCAUGUUUCAAGCCGCAGCUAUGUUGAUGGGGGAACGCUGGAAACUGGGAGCGGUGCCGUCUAUCUUCUCCCGUCCGCGCGGAGAGGUGACUUCCUGUGCCAGGGCUGCAAGAGGAGCUUCGUGCCGACUGCCACUUGACACGCCGUUGACUGGAUGCUUAAACAUUGGCUCACCGCUUUCUGCUGGACCCUCUGUUGGUUCUUGGCUUUCCGUCUUCGGAUUGGUGGUGCGUGGGGAGUGGGACUGUGUGGAACUCGCAGUGAGAGAGGAAGACUGGGCCCUCAUUUUCGCCGUAGAAGAUGGCGACGCGUACGAGACGAAGUUCCCGCAGAUGCACCGCUUUGAGGUUAAAGGCCCCGGCGUGUGCACGCAGAACUUUGUCGACUCCAUCAGCCCAGCGACGUGGCCAACCAACUUCGGGGACCCAAAGAAUCUGGUCCUGGCUGCGGAUUUUAUCUAUUUUGUGCCUGAUGCUGGCAGCACGACCCUGUUCCGUGCCGAUGUUGCUACAAUGACUCAGGUUCAGGAAUUGAGCGUUGGCUCGAGCUUCUCCUCCGGGUUUGCAGAUCGAGAUGGGGCAUAUGUGUACUUGGUACCGGACAGUUCCGGCUAUGCCUUCAAGCGGGUUGCAACUAGCACGUUUGACGCGACGGAGACUGCGAGCUUGGCUCAAACGAGCUUCAUGGGUGGUUUUGUCGCCGGUGACUUUGUGUACGUGAUGCCAGGAACCUUCGCGCAUGGUGUGAUCAACAGGGUGGACAUCGCUGGAUUUUCAACCAUCAGCGAGUUGGACCUGAAGUCUGUCGAUUCGAGCCUCAGGGACUUUUCUGGUGGAUUCUGGAGUGGAGAGUGGGGUUACUUGGUGCCGCUGCAGGACAAUGCCAAUGCCCCGAGCAGCAAGGUGGUCCGCUUCAAGCUGGCAGCUUUCUCUACACAAGAUGUGGAAAUUCUCCAGCUGUCCACAUCUGGCGGCUUCAUUGCUGGGUUUCAGGAUGGAAGAUAUGGCUACCUGGUUGGCAAAACCAGUGAAGAACUCGUUCGAUUCAGGUUGGAUAUAUUCGGUGAUGAUGAAGCAUUGUCUUUAUCUGGAGAGCUCUCCGGCAACGAGAUUAGUGGAGCUUUGAAGGUGGGUGACUAUGCAUACGUCUUGGCGAAAGACGGCAAAGUUGUGCAUGUGGACCUGGCCACCUUCAGUGCUGACGAUGUCUUCGAUGUAAACGGCGGCUCUGAUGUCCCUCGCCCCGCUGUGAUGGCCGGUGGCAGGAUCAUCAUUCGACGCACGGGAACUUCCGCAGGAACUGCGACUUUCGACAGGAUUUGCCAGGACUGGACUGGAGGUGACUCGGACAUACUCGGACAGAAGCAGGGUCUUUCUAGCAUGGUGCUUCUGUGCCACCAGAAGCUGGUGUCCGCCUACACGAUGGAAGAGCCAACCGAGUUCGAUUAUUCAAGCUUCACAAGUGCCUUUACGGACGACAAGUACGUUUAUUUCUUCCGCGACGUGCUCGGGCUCUUCCGCUCGGAGCUUCUUCUUGACAGCGCGGGCCUGCUUCCAAGCCAGCAGAUGACGCUACCCCAGGGUGUCCAGAACGAUGGCUACUUCGGAGGUUUCGUGGAUGGCAACUACGGUUAUCUGUUGCCUUCGACGAACCAUGCCACCGUCCUUCGAUUUCGGCUGGAGACGUUCACUUUCGUCGAUUCGUUGAACCUGGCGGACUCCUGGGAUGGCGAUGCUGCCAACGUAGUCAAUUGGUGGGGUGGCUUCAUGUACGGAGGGGACGGCUAUCUCCUUCCCAACGGAAAGGGUGUGCUUCCAAGAUUCAGCUUUGCGAACUUUACCACGGCGGAGUUCUUCGAUCUUACUAGUGUGGAUCCGGAAUUGCAGUCCUUUAGAAGAGCAGUCUUGCACGGUGCGGACGCGUACAUGGUGCUGCACGACAACCCUGAAACCAGCAACGGCGUGUGCAAGGUGGCGAAGCUGAAUCUCGAGUCAAGCUUCCCUUCUUCCCUGACAGUGUGGGACAUCUCAGGCUGGGCAGACGCAGGAGAUGGCAACACUUACUGCGGAGGUUGGGGCCAGGGCUUCAGCGAUGGGUUCACAGACGGAACCUACGUGUACAUGCUGCCAGGCACUUCUGGCCAGCACCUGGCUCGCUUCGCCUUCUCUUCAUUCGGCAGUCUUUGGGAAUCUUCUCCAGAGGCUUUGGUUUGGGUGGCUGUGGCGACGUCGUCCUACGAUGGCCUAGCAGGCUUUGCAGGCACAAACUCGGCGUACUUGGUGCAGAAGCAUUCCAGCACGAUCUCAAAGCUGGAUCUCCAAAGUGCAACAGUCACCGACACUGUGGAUGUCAGCCAGGUCGACUCCAUGGCGUGGGACUCGGACUGCGGGGUAUAUGGUUUCUACGCAGCAACUUCCAGCAACUCAGAUGUUCUCCUGUUCACGAACACCGACUACAAGAAGCUAUUUCGGGUGUGCCAGGAGAAUGGGCCGCCGGAUUACUGCAGCGGCGUUUCCGUGAAGACUAUUGCAUUUUCGAACAAUGACUACACGGGACUGAACAGUGGUUUUUCCGACGGCACACACAUCUACCUGGUGCCGCAUCAACGUUCCGUGCUGUUUCGCUAUGACCGGCAGAAUACGGUGUCCUACGUCGACCUGCCCACCAGCCAGGCGUACAAAGGAGGCUUCGCCCAUGGAAACUAUGCAUACCUCGUCCCUGGUUCUGGCAACAAGCUGCUCCUCCGUAUCGACUUGCUCGAGUGGCAUCCCUCGUUUGUGGAGAGCUCCGACCUGUCGUUGUUUGAUCCGAACCUGCAAAGCUUCUAUGGUGGCUUCCAUGACGACACCUACGGCUACCUUGUUCCUGGAGAGUAUGGCCGAGUUGUCCGCUUCCAGCUUGGAGCCAGUUUCGGAGAUAUUCAGGUGCUAGAUAUCACUGCGAUACAGAAUGAACUGCGGAAGUUCAGGAAUGGGUUCUCCGACGGCACCUGGGGAUACCUGGUGCCUUAUCAGACGAGUUCGAACUCUGCGUCCGGGAAGGUCGUGCGUUUUGACCUCGAGACUUUCAGCACCGUAGAAGUCCUCGAUGUUGCAGCAUCGAAUUCCAAUGCUGUGGCGUUCAACGACGGCUUCCACGACGGCACAUACGGUUAUCUGGUUCCUGGCCAACACGGAAUAAUCGCUCGAUUCUCCCUCGGAAGCUUCGACUCCGACACCGUGCAGUACCUGGAUGCAUCUGCGGCAGGCACCAGCUAUGUGGCCGGUUUCCAGAGGGGUCACAGCGGCUUCGUGGCCUCAGAGAGCGGCAACGUCUUCAAGUUCAACCUCGGCCAGCUCUCAGCUGUCGCCACUCAGGACUUGCAGUCCACCUUGUACGACAUGGUCAUGGUGCAGGGCCAGUUCUAUGCCCUGUCUUCGUCAGAUUAUCGGCAGUUCAUCCGCUAUUGCGAGGAGCCGCCCUUCGUGCAAGUGGAUCGGGCUCCUUGCCAGGAGGGCCAGGAAUUGCAGAACUACAGCGAUGUGCUCCCGAUGUCCGUGUCCAGCAUCGGUGGUGUCUUCAGUGAUGGCCUCUACCUGUACACGUUACCGAUGUCCUUUCUCGAGGUGCACCGCUUCGACUUGGCGACUUUUCAGAUCUAUCAGAAGCUGGACCUCUCCAGUCUUGGCCUCCAGACCUACACUUACUCAGCCGGCCUGACUGACGGCGCCUUUGGAUACUUGAUUCCCGGAAGCGGCGGCUCUCAGGUGGUUCGCUUUGAUCUGGCCAGCUUCGCGGGUUCUGCAGCGGAGGUGCAAGACCUGGCCCAGGUCGACCCGCGCCUGACAGGCUUUUCCGGCGGCUUUCUAGUUGGCAGCAGCCUUUAUCUGGUGCCUCAGGAGUCAGGCCAGUUCGUACGUAUCGAUGAUUGGAGCAGCGUGACGUACUUGAACCUGACGAGCACAGAUGCCGACCUGGCAAACCUGCGACCAGGUUUCGUCGAACUCGAUGCCUCCUUCGCUUUCCUGGCCUCCUACCAAGAUGCCUCGUACCAAAACACUGGCAAGAUCGUGAAGAUUAGUCUCAGCUCCUUCUCUGUUGACUCAGUCCUCGACUUGUCGAACGUGUCGUCCGACUACGUCGCAUUUUCUGCCACCUUCUCCGAGAAUUUCGAAGGCUACUCUGGGUUUGCUCUGUGCAGCAUGACUCCAAAAGUCAUCCGCUACGCCCUGGGGACCAUGGCGUUCCUGGAAGAGAAGGACUUCAGCGAACACAGUUUCUCCGGGUUUUCGCACGGCGCCCACGAUGGGACCUACGGAUACUUGGCCUCGGACAGCUCUGCCAAACUAGUGCAAUUCAAUUGGCAAGAAAAUCUGUUCACGGUCAUCGAUGCGAGCAACACUGGUGCAUACGGCUUCAACAGCUUCGCACUGACUGCUCCGGACGUCUACUUGGGAUCCAGCAGCGAUUAUCGAAGCUUCUACCGCAAGUGUCCGAAGGAGCUCUCGGAGAUGACGACAGCGAGCGAAACGUCGACCUCCGUGACGUUUUUCUCGUCGACAUCAACCUUCUUUGAGACGUCAACCUCCACAGGAACAGGGCCGGACCCAACGACAACGACAUGGACGACAUCGACGACAGCAACUGCUACUCACACCGGAAUUGCGGCAACGGUCACAUCAUCCACGACAACAGCUUCUGCAGACGCGGUUGAAACGAAUGCUAGCGAGUGCCGCCAGGGCAAUCUAAGCUACUCGCGCUACCUCUACGAUGCCGAGGAUGAUAUCUCGAGACUUCUGGUUAUUUGGGGGCCUUCCGGCUUGUUCACAGAUGCGGUAUCCACGAACAUCUUCUCCGAGGACACUGCAGUGGUGGUCCGAAAGGGGAUAGCCCCGCCGACUAACUUCACGGCCGUGGACCUGGCACAGGGUGGGCUCUUCAGCGGGUUCCGGGCUGGCUUCGGCGUCCAAGAUCUGGCGGUGCUUGUUCCCCGAAACUCUAGCUGGGUGACGGGCUUCAACGUGUCCAACACGGAGAGCACGAUUUCUUUGAAUCUUCUGAACCACUCUGCGGAGCUGGCCAACUUCGCUGGUGGCUUCGCCGCCAAGGCUUGGGCAUUCUUGGUGCCUGCGUACUUUGGUCGAAUUCCACGGCUGCGAGCGGAUGACCUCACAUUCAGCGGAAGUGUGGACCUGACUGAAACUUCUCCGGAUCUUCAUGUGUUCUCCAGCGGAUUCUUUGAGGACGGAUACGGCUUCUUGGUGCCGCACUCCUCGAGAGAUGGAAGCCCCUUGGGCAAGGUCGUGCGCUUCAAUGUUGACACUUUCGAAGUGGAGCUCCUGGACCUUGCCAGCCUCAAUGAGAACUUGGCAGGAUUCCACAGCGGCAUCCGGCGAGAUGGCUUUGGAUACCUCGUCCCUGGGGUCUUCGGCUGGGCGGUGCGCUUCGAACUCGCCGACUUCAGUACCUCCUCGGUGCAGAUGCUGAAUCUUACGUAUGUCGGCGACUUCAUGGGGGCUCAUUUGGACACGUUCGGUUCGACCAUCUACUUCCUCACGCUCCAGGGCGGAUUCGUCGGUGUGGAAUUGCCGGAUUUCUCUCUCCGCGUCUCGGACGGGCAGCUGGAGACCGAGUACCAGGAGUACCAUGCGUCCAUUGCCGGCUGGGGAAGGCAUUCCUUCGUGUGGAGCCUGGGGCGGACGAUGAUUGCUCUCGAGUGGUGCGAUGCUGGGGCUAAUACGGCAGGGACACCGAAGACGAUAGUCACGUUGGUUAUGUACGGCUAUGACGAUGCCAGCUGGAGAGAUUAUGCUUGGGCGUUGAGCAUGAUCGACGGAAGAUCGCCUGUGUCGAUGCAUAUGUCUCCUGGUCCCUUCGGCAGUUGGGUGGGUGAGAACUUUCUUAUCGAGCGUGAGAGCGGUGAUGUGGUGCUCAACGUCACAUGGCAGGAAGACAUGGUUUCUCAGGAGUUCCAGGGCAUUGCCGGCGAAACUUUGUAUCUGACAGUGACGCCAGGCAACAGCUCCGCCAGCAGCGACGGACGCUGGUGGGACAUCAUCGGCGACCACGGCAUCGCAUAUUCUUCGUGGCAUCAGCUGUAUCCCACAAAGCAGCCCUUCAUGGCGGCAGGAGCGACGCUGAGAGCUGGAGGAGGUCAUUCGGAGAGGGCGAAAUUCGAGGAGUUCUACGUGGAACCCAGCGCCAUAUUGAGCCUGAGUGUGAGCCCAAGAGGUGACACCAAUGGAACGAACAUAUCCUGGGCACCUUGGCUGUGGUGUCAGUGGAUGGCGUCGAAUCGCUGGUUGAGCCGCAUUAUCGAAGCUCUGGACGACCAUCGAGGUCCUAGUCAGCUUUGUGGUGAGUGGGUUCGGACAGAUGUCCCCGGUCCUGCGAUAAGCGUAUACGCAGCCGACCACGUUCCGGAUGGGCGUUCUGCCCUCGACUGUAUGAGCAAAAUGACUGCUAAGGUGCUGUACGACGUGAACAUGGAUGCUAUCCUGCGAUCCGGUGACGAGAUCUGGGACACUCCCUUUUGUUUGGAUGUUUUGCACUUAGUGGAUGCACGUGAAAGUCUAUUGCCUCUUGUGAGGCGGAUGCUCUAA